UUUCAAUUGUUUAUUUUCCUUCGAAAAAAUUUUAACUGCAAUUUAUUUUAACAAAAUGAACAAAUUAAUGAUUUAGUUUUAUAAAUGAUUGAGUCUGCGAAUUUAUUUUUAAAUUUUUUUAAACUUAACACUGACACGAAUUGAAAUUGAAAUCCAAAUUUGCUAUAUCUGAGAAUUAGUGUAGUCAUUGAUUUAGUAAGUUUAGAUUAGGUUAGUAGUAAGUCGAGUUUCACUCAUCUAUCAUCUCUCUUUGUUGCAUUACCAGUUGGAAAAUUGUACCCUAGAUCAGUGAAUACACCACAAGAGAUUUUCAUGUUAUAAUAAUCUUCUUUAAUUAAGAGAUACAACAGUAACUCAUGUUUUAAAGUUAACACGUCACACUGACUAGUAGUUCUAAAAGUAGAGUUGUUUAAAUUAAAGGCAGAUUAGUGUAGGUAAGGUAGUGUAGUGGUAUAGUAACAGACGACAUGUCCAGUCCUCUAGGAGAGAUUUCCACCGUCUGCCGUCUGAAAUGGGUCCCAGACAGUUUAUACAACAGAGCCAUCUUUGCAAUGACUUCAAACUAUGAAGCAUUCAAAUCCGAUGUCGACUAUUUGCCAGAGCCAGUUAGGUUCGACGUUUACCUCAAGCUAUACGACAAAGGCCUGCUAACACAGUUAGGCCACGAAUUAUCGAGACUCGAGGUCAUGGCCUGUAUGCUGAAGGCCAAGGACAAAAGACUACUGCUGCAUCGGUCGUUCCAGGCAAUAAUGGAUUACAGGAUAAAUGUUGCCAGCAGGCUGUCGGAAUGUUUUAGAGAGGAGUGUUUCAGACUCCACCUACUGCUGCCCCCAGCACUACUAUCAUCACCGCUCUCUUCUGAAAAUUAUUAUAGCAACAACAAGAAUAAUAAUUAUGAUUAUUAUUAUGAUAAUAAUAAUAAUGAUGAUGAUGAUAAAAAUGAAAAUAGCAAUAUUGAAAAUAUGAUUACUAAUUCUGAUACCACUACUACUACCACUACUUUUACUACUACCAUCACAACUACUACUACUACAACUAACAACAACAAUAAUAAUAAUAACAUUAAUAAUAAUAAUAAUAGUGGUAUAAUUAGUUGCAAAGAUACAAGUGAUGAUGUGUUCGCCAGAGUCGAAAGGCACAUAUACUUGGGGAUAAUAAUAAUGAUAAUAAUAAUAAUAGUAAUAAUAAUGAUAAUAAUGAUAGUAAUAAUAAUAAUAAUAAUAGUAGUAAUAAUAAUGAUAAUAAUAAUAAUGAUAGUAAUAAUAAUAGUAAUAAUAAUAAUGAUAAUAAUAAUAAUAGUAAUAAUAAUGAUAAUAAUAAUAAUGAUAGUAAUAAUAAUAAUAAUAGUAAUAAUAAUAAUAAUGAUAGUAAUAAUAUGAAUAAUAGUAAUAAUAAUAAUGUACUGAGUAAGAACAAGGAUUUUGUGAUGUUGCAAUGCCUAGUCAGGUUGAUGCACGUCCAGAAUUCAUAUUGCCUGUACAAAUUGUCUGAACUGACGUGGAAGAAGAUCCUGAAGUACUUGCGAUCUUUGGGCAAAUCCGGGUUCUCUAUAAAUAGAUCCCUGAUAUUUUCAGGGUUUAGUGAGCUGCUGUUUGCGCUGAGUAGCUAUGAAAAGGCAUACGAAAUUUCCUGUCUGGCUAUUUUAGAACUUACCAGUGGUUUAUCUCCAAAGGU
Messenger RNA from Helobdella robusta, 1674 nucleotides. RefSeq lists its product as hypothetical. Bases 468 to 1379 code for a protein of 303 amino acids. Gene Ontology annotation, biological process: intracellular protein transport. The transcript is spliced from 6 exons. The record is from RefSeq and is a predicted model, not a curated record. NCBI's taxonomy places the organism in Eukaryota, Metazoa, Annelida, Clitellata, Rhynchobdellida, Glossiphoniidae.